Aspergillus lentulus is the source of this 1512-nucleotide messenger RNA. RefSeq names its product glycoside hydrolase family 47 protein. The record is from RefSeq and is a predicted model, not a curated record. Gene Ontology annotation, biological process: carbohydrate metabolic process; mannose trimming involved in glycoprotein ERAD pathway. Gene Ontology annotation, molecular function: calcium ion binding; mannosyl-oligosaccharide 1,2-alpha-mannosidase activity. Lineage: Eukaryota; Fungi; Ascomycota; Eurotiomycetes; Eurotiales; Aspergillaceae. Gene Ontology annotation, cellular component: membrane; endoplasmic reticulum.
AUGCAUUUGCCCUCUCUGUCCGUGGCUCUGGCCCUGGUGAGCUCGUCUCUGGCGUUGCCUCAGACGAUUCUGCCCGAGGACAAUGUCUCAUCACGCGCGGCGGCCGUCAAAGAGGCCUUUUCCCAUGCCUGGGAUGGGUAUAUGAAAUACGCUUUUCCUCAUGAUGAGCUGCUCCCUAUUUCCAAUAGCUAUGGCGAUUCAAGAAAUGGUUGGGGCGCAUCUGCGGUCGAUGCUCUGUCCACCGCAAUUGUGAUGCGCAACGCGACGAUCGUCAAUCAGAUUCUGGAUCAUAUUGCCAAAAUCGACUACUCCAAGACUUCCGACACGGUCAGCCUGUUUGAGACCACCAUUCGGUACCUGGGCGGCAUGCUGUCUGGAUACGACCUGCUCAAAGGGCCCGCCGCCGACCUCGUCAAUGACAGCACCAAGGUGGACAUGCUCCUUCAGCAAUCCAAAAACCUUGGAGACGUGCUCAAGUUCGCCUUUGACACGCCGUCGGGUGUUCCGUAUAAUAAUAUCAACAUCACUUCGCAUGGCAAUGACGGCGCCACGACCAACGGGCUGGCGGUUACGGGGACAUUGGUCCUGGAAUGGACUCGUCUGUCCGAUCUGACGGGAGACCAGGAGUAUGCGAAACUCAGCCAAAGGGCCGAGUCCUAUCUACUCGCGCCCCAGCCUAGCUCCGGCGAGCCGUUCCCUGGCCUCGUCGGCAGCGAUAUCAGCAUCCAAACAGGUCAGUUCACCAACGGCUUCGUUAGCUGGAACGGCGGUUCCGAUUCCUUCUACGAGUAUCUCAUGAAGAUGUACGUGUAUGAUCCCAAGCGGUUUGCAACGUACAAGGACCGCUGGGUGGCCGCCGCGGAGUCGAGCAUCGACCAUUUGGCGUCCAAUCCCGCAUCCCGGCCGGAUCUCACGUUCCUGGCCACGUACAACAAAGGCUCGCUCGGCCUGAGCUCGCAGCACCUGGCCUGCUUUGAUGGAGGAAGCUACCUGCUUGGCGGCACCGUGCUGGACCGGACCGACUUGAUCGAUUUCGGACUGAAGCUGGUCGACGGAUGCGCCGACACGUACCAGCAGACGCUGACGGGGAUCGGACCGGAGAGUUUCGGUUGGGAUGAGAAGUCGGUGCCUGCCGACCAGAAGGAGUUCUACGAGCGCGCCGGCUUUUACGUCCAAAGUGGCGCAUAUAUUCUGCGACCCGAAGUGAUUGAGAGCUUUUACUAUGCGUACCGCGUCACCGGCAAGAAGCAGUACCGUGACUGGGUGUGGAAUGCCUUUGAAAAUAUCAACAAGUACUGCCGCACGGAGUCUGGGUUCGCUGGGUUGACCGACGUCAACGCUGUAAAUGGCGGAAAUCGAUAUGACAACCAGGAGAGUUUCCUGUUUGCCGAGGUGAUGAAGUACGCGUACUUGACGCAUGCACCAGAGGAUGAAUGGCAGGUUCAACGGGGGAGUGGCAACAAGUUUGUGUUCAACACUGAGGCUCACCCGGUCCGAGUCCAUCAUACGUGA